UUCAGGACACGGAGAAGGAAGAGAAAAGAGAAAAAGUUGGAAUAAACAGAUGGAUCAAGUGUCUUGAGUUUAAAUUUUAGAUAUAUAUAUAUAUAGUUGUAUUAAAUAUUCAUACAAAAGUUUUCUCGUUAGUAUUUUAUCUGAUUUCAACAUGAAUGAUAGGAAUGGAAAACAUUGAGCCGCACCUACAAUCACUGCAACUUUAAUUGCUACAAUACCUGAACUCAAUAUUCAGUAGCAGCAGCAUAAAGAGACGUGAUGAACUGAUGAUGUGUGAAUUAUGAUGACAUUAAUUUUUUUUAUUGACAAUUAUUAAUUAUUAGUUUUUGUUAGCAAAGAUGGAACCACAUUGUUUUUCCUUCUUCCCUCCACCACUACGGAUGGCGUUCCUCACCGAGUUAACAGCCCGCGUUACACUGGGUCGAUGACUCGUCCAGCUCACUCAUUCAAACGCAACAACAACAACAGUGAGAUUGAGCUUCAAAUCAACUCACCCAGAUCACCCUUGGUUUCUGCUGAAGGGUCUGUUUCAAAAAGGAAUCAGCAUCAUCAAAAGGAGAAAAAGAACAAAUUUGGUUGUUGGGUGUUCUUGCUCUUCUGUGGGGUGUGCUUGUUUCUGGGUCUUCUCAUGAUUUGUGCUUCUGCCUGGUGGUUCCGAUCUAAAGUACAUAGUACACAUGAAUCCAUUAUUCAGGAACUAUCUGACUCCAUUACUAGUCAAAAUCUAAUGGAUCAAAGCUCCCAUGGUUAUGCAUAUAGGGAGGGAGCAAAUGAGGUUGACCGAACUCUAAAGUUGGUAACUACAGGGGUGAUUGACGGCUAGGCUGGCACGACUGAAGAAAGCCUCUAAUCGUUGUCUCAUGUGUUUAGCUAUAUUAUUCUGUUAUUUUUUGUUUGGUUGUCAAAUAAAAUGACAAGGUAUAUGGAAUGAACAACAAAAGGUGAUUUAUUGGUGUAUAAAUUCAAAGAUGUUUUAAUCUUUUUAUUUAUCAACAUUUGCUUUGUAUUUAGGAACAGGUGUCUGGUCUAGACCUAACUAUGAAAAUUUCACCCAAUGUAUAGACCUGCCAAGAAAUCAUAAAAGUAUGAAAUUUUAUUAUCAA
Molecule: messenger RNA, 1103 nt
Organism: Glycine soja
Lineage: Eukaryota; Viridiplantae; Streptophyta; Magnoliopsida; Fabales; Fabaceae
Product: O-fucosyltransferase 35-like
Exons: 2
Coding region: 425-823 (132 amino acids)
Source: RefSeq, a predicted model, not a curated record